Messenger RNA from Plasmodium vinckei vinckei, 240 nucleotides. Its product is annotated as conserved Plasmodium protein, unknown function. The coding region runs from base 1 to 240 and encodes 79 amino acids. The record is from RefSeq and is a predicted model, not a curated record. Lineage: Eukaryota; Apicomplexa; Aconoidasida; Haemosporida; Plasmodiidae. The transcript is spliced from 2 exons.
AUGUGCGAUAAUAAUGAUGAAAAAAAAGAUAUUCUUAUUCAAGAAUUAAAAAAUUACAAAAAUAGUGAUAAGAAAUUUCCUGAACUAUUAAAAACUUAUGUGAAAGAAAAUGUCCCAGAUACAAUGGAAGCUGAAAGAUUUUUAAAAGAAUUUAAUGAGUCCUACUUAAAAGAAAUGAAUCUUGAUGACUUGGAAUUACUAUGCUCUUUUAUCUUAAAAAAGAGAGACAUACAAACUUAA